Microcebus murinus (gray mouse lemur) is the source of this 2778-nucleotide messenger RNA. It is a transcript of the gene TSPYL2, whose product is annotated as TSPY like 2. NCBI's taxonomy places the organism in Eukaryota, Metazoa, Chordata, Mammalia, Primates, Cheirogaleidae. Gene Ontology annotation, biological process: nucleosome assembly. Gene Ontology annotation, cellular component: nucleus. The record is from RefSeq and is a predicted model, not a curated record.
UAGUCGCGUGAGUUGCGGCGGCUCCGCUUCCAGUGUGCCUGGCAGCGGCGGCCCAGCGGAGAGCAAAGGGGCGAUCCCCUGAGCUAUCACCAUGGAUCGCCCGGAUGAGGGGCCUCCGGCCAAGACCCGUCGCCUGAGCAGCUCUGAUCCGCCUCAGCUCAACCCGCCGCCGCCGCCGCCGCCGCCGCCGCUCCUGCGACUGCCCCUGCCUCCACCCGAGCAGCGCCCAAGGCUCCGGGAGGAAACCGAGGCGGCACAGGUGCUGGCUGACAUGAGGGGGGUGGGCGUGGGCCCCGCGCUGCCCCCGCCGAUGCCCUAUAUCAUUCUCGAGGAGGGGGGGAUCCGCGCGUACUUCACCCUGGGUUCUGGGGGUCCCGAGUGGGAUUCUACGAUCGAGUCAGGGUACGGGGGGGCGCCCCCUUCCGUGGAGAGUCUGGAUAUACUCCCCCCUGCUGAGGUCUCUGGGGAAAACCUGGAAAUUGACUUUCAGGUUGUGGAUCCCAGCAGCCCUGUUGGAGAGAAGGUCCUAGAAACCUGUAGCGUAGAGGGGUGGGGGCCCCAGAGGUUAGUCGGUCCAAAGAACAGGGAAGAGGCUGUCAUCCUAGUGGAAGAUGAGGAUGAGGAUGAACAGGAAGGUUUGAGGAGCAGCAGGAGGAGGAGGAGGAGAAGGAGGAGAAGGAGGCAGAGGAAAAUGAAGAAGGAGAGCAAAGAGAGGAAUGCCGAGAGGAUGGAGAGCAUCCUGCAGGCGCUGGAGAAUAUUCAGCUGGACCUGGAAGCUGUUAACAUCAAGGCAGGCAAGGCCUUCCUGCGUCUCAAGCGCAAGUUCAUCCAGAUGCGAAGACCCUUCCUGGAGCGCAGAGACCUCAUCAUCCAGCAUAUCCCCGGCUUCUGGGUCAAAGCAUUCCUCAACCACCCCAGAAUUUCAAUCUUGAUCAACCGUCGUGAUGAAGACAUUUUCCACUACUUGACCAAUCUGCAGGUACAGGAUCUAAGACACAUCUCCAUGGGCUACAAAAUGAAGCUGUACUUCCAAACAAACCCCUACUUCACAAACAUGGUGAUUGUCAAGGAGUUCCAGCGCAACCGCUCGGGCCGGCUGGUAUCUCACUCCACCCCAAUCCGCUGGCACCGGGGCCAGGAACCCCAGGCCCACAGGCAUGGGAACCAGGACUCCAGCCACAGCUUCUUCAGCUGGUUUUCAAACCACAGCCUUCCAGAGGCUGACAGGAUUGCUGAGAUUAUCAAGAAUGACCUGUGGGUCAACCCUUUACGCUACUACAUGAUGAGAGAAGGAGGCUAUAGGACAAACAGAAAGAAGCAAGAAGAGAAGAAAAGUAAAAACAAGAAUCAAUGUGAAGUGGUGAUCGUGGAAGAUGCUUAUGACUAUUAUGCAGUGGAAGACAUUUUCAGCGAGAUCUCAGACCUUGAUGAGACCAUUCAUGACAUCAAGAUCUCUGACUUCAUGGAGACCACCGAUUACUUUGAGACCACUGACAACGAGAUAACGGACAUCAAUGAAAACGUCUGUGACAAUGAGAGCCUUGACCACAAUGAAGUCCACGACAAUGAGACCACUGAUAACAACAAGAGCAAUGAUGACGAGACCACUUACAACGAGAAUGCCAAUGACAACGAUGAGAACCCUAAAGACAAUAACAAGAACACCAGUGACAAUGAAGAGAACCCUGAUGACAGCAAUGAGAAUGCUGAUGGUGACAACAAGAACCUCAGAGGUGGCAACCAGGGCAGCAUUGGCAACCAGGACAGCAGUGACAGUGAUGAGGGCAGUGAUGAUGAAGAUAAUGAUGGCAACGAAGGUAGUGAUGAUGACGGCAAUGAAGGUGACAAUGAAGGCAGUGAUGACGAUGACAGAGACAUUGAGUAUUAUCGGAAUGUCAUUGACGACUUUGACAAAGAUCAAUAUUACAGCAACCAGCAUGCCUAUGAGGAUGAGAUACAGAUCAUCUCAGAUGAAUCAGUGGAGGAAGGCAGCGUGCAAGGUGAGGACUUCUAUGAGGAAGGAGGCUAUGAAGUGGGAGGAAGUGAGGAGGAUGACUGGGAUGAAGGAGAAGAUUCUGAAGACUCCAACCUGGCGGAGGUGGUUCAGGUCCCAAACGCUUGGGCCAACCUCGGGAACAUGGGAAAAACCGGAUAAACAUCUUACCCCUGCUAAACAUCUUACUCUCACAGGGGUCUCCUUUCUGUAUCCCCCACACCCUACCCCGUUUACCCUCCCCCUCAGCUAGGGCCGCGCGGCCCCAAAUUGCACUUCUGGGGGGUGACCGACUUCAUACACGGGUUUAAAAUUUAUUUUUAUGAUUUAGUAAUUGCAGAGUUCUUAUUUUGGGGGGAGGGAGAGAGGGAUAACCCCCUUCUUUUGGCCCUCCUCCCCUGCAGGCUUCUGUGUGCUGCUAAACGUAUUUAUUGUGAUGCCUUGGUUAGGGCCCCUCUAUCCCCCUCUCCUCGUCAAGUGUUGGCCCUAGCCCCUCUUCUCUUGCUGUGUGGAGUGGACACCCUGAUCCCCAAACGGGGAGGGCUGCUGUGGUCUUCGUCACAGCCUCGCAGUGCCCUUGGAGGCGCUGCUGCCACCCUGUUAUCCCAAGUUCUCUCCCUCUCCCCUCUCUAUCCUGCUCCUUCUUCAGUCGUGCCCGUUAGCCCGCCUAGGUGUUUCUGCCAGGCCGUAUCGCCAUUGAGAUAUUCCUGCUCCCCUCCCCCAGAAGGCCCGCUUCUUUCCCUGUGAACCCUGGCAAUCCUAAUAAAAUUCUGAGCAAAUUCAAA